Aspergillus ochraceoroseus IBT 24754 is the source of this 2075-nucleotide messenger RNA. RefSeq names its product SSH4 family protein. The transcript is spliced from 3 exons. The coding region runs from base 332 to 1867 and encodes 511 amino acids. Lineage: Eukaryota; Fungi; Ascomycota; Eurotiomycetes; Eurotiales; Aspergillaceae. The record is from RefSeq and is a predicted model, not a curated record. Gene Ontology annotation, molecular function: protein binding.
GUAAUUACUUAUGUCCACCUCCCUGGAGUGCUUAAUUAAUCUUGCGGCCUGAAAACAGCGCCCGGAAACGUCCAGCCGCCAAAUACGCUGCUCACUUUCAUCGCUUUUUCUUUCCUUCUUUCCUACAUCAAUUCUCCGCCUCUUCCUCUUCCUCUUCCUCUCUCUCUCUCUCUCUCUCUCUCUCUCUCUUCCAUCCACUCUUAUACCUUCCCUCACCUUAUUUUGUGUCACCGCAUCUGAUUCCCCUCUCGUUCUUCCCUUUAAAUUAGAUUCUAGAUAUCUUUUCGUUCUCUUAUCGACGGGAGCCUAUACGCAUCUUGGUCAAUGAACGAUGCGGGGAUCUGAGGCAUCGGGGCCCGGUGCCUACUGGGAUGCUCCCUCGACCCUCGCAACCUCUGUUAGAACCGGCUCUUCAACCUUCCAAACCGGUGUUCCUUUGCAUACUUCCCUCAAUUCGCAAGACGUGGUGUCGAAUAUUGAGCCUGCUUUUGCUUCAGCGUCCUGGGAUACAGAUAAUGGCGGUCGGAUUAGCGUCAGUGGCAAUUCGUCCGGUUCGACCGGUUCGACCGGCAAGGGUAUCUUAAUCGGUGUUCUCUCUGCAUUUGGCUCAGCAGCGGUUGCCGUCAUUGUCCUUGCGGCAUUUUUCUUCUUCAAAUAUACCCAGCGUGGUCGAAUUCUCCUCGAUCGCAUGGGGCGACCUGGUGAAUAUGAUGACGAGCAGGCCUUCUUGCGCGAAGAGGCGGACGCCUUGGAAGCGAUGGAUGAUCUGUCGCGAUCGGAAUAUUUGAGAGCAAAAGCGUUCGUUCAAGCCAACCCCCCCGAGUCGAUGCAGACCGACAUUUCCCUGUCUCAGUUUCUCGCUAUUCAAGAAAAGGGUGUCUCGGCAUGGGAAUUCCAACCGGAAUUGGAAAUCGCCAAUUGUUUCGUCGAGGGCCGGACCGAAAUUGAGUUCUACGAUUCGGAAUGCAGUGUUCAGACAAAUCUACCGGUCCCGAAACAAAACGAUGUCUAUUAUUGGGAAGCAAAGAUCUACGAUAAGCCCGAAACCACUCUGAUAAGUGUUGGCAUGACCACCAAACCAUAUCCUCUCUUCAGGUUACCUGGCUUUCACAAAACAUCGGUCGCGUACCAGUCCACUGGCCAUCGGAGGUACAAUCAACCCUUCAUACCUACUCCAUACGGCCCUCAGCUCACACAAGGCGAUGUUAUCGGUGUGGGAUAUCGGCCCCGCUCCGGUAUAAUCUUCUUUACUCGUAACGGCAAGAAAUUAGAAGAUGUAGCCCACGGCCAAAAAUCGCAGAACUUCUUUCCAACGGUUGGCGCUAAUGGUCCAUGCUCUGUCCACGUCAAUUUUGGCCAAAUGGGAUUUGUUUUCAUUGAAGCCAAUGUCAAGAAAUGGGGUCUGGCUCCGAUGACUGGUAGCCUGGCGCCUCCUCCACCCUACGGAAGCGAACAAGGUAGUAUAUUACUUGAGUCCGGCCGAGAAAGCACCGCCCACGGUUCCCACCGGGUGUAUCAGGAUCCUCACUACGCCCAAACAAGCCCAACGGUGAGAAUCACUCCGUCUGUCAGCCCCGGUCCCGUUCGAUCUCCUACCGAUAUUUCGCUCGCGCAGCUCUCACAUAUACCUUCGAAUGAGGAUGUUGGAGAAGGCUCCAGCCGCACAAAUGGAAGCGAUGUCGAGCAGGUCCCUCUGUUGAAUGCGGAUGCUCUCGACCAGAUUCCACCCCCGGAGUACUCCAGCCCUGAUGGAAGUCGAAGAGGCAGCAACGACCUCUCACUACACGACCAGCCGCCCAUACCCAGCUAUGAUGCUGCUGUCGGGAACUACCAUCAUGGCCACUCUCACGCGGAUGACAGCCGUUGAGGCCUGCGAUAUACAUGUUGUUUUGACUCUUUCCGCCUUGUGUAUACGAUGUGUUUACCUUUUAAAUUUUGUUGGUAUCUCUUUUUAUCCGGUCAAUUUUAGCGGUUUGGGGAUGGCGUUUCCAAUGGGUGGGAUUUUGCGAUUGGAUUUCAUGGACUAAGUCGCUGGAUGCGACAAUGAUUUUCACGUGUAUAAGGGUCAGGUUAUC